Caenorhabditis elegans is the source of this 1726-nucleotide messenger RNA. RefSeq names its product FK506-binding protein 5-like (gene F56D5.6). Lineage: Eukaryota; Metazoa; Nematoda; Chromadorea; Rhabditida; Rhabditidae. Bases 142 to 1491 code for a protein of 449 amino acids. The record is from RefSeq and is marked reviewed. The transcript has 11 exons.
AACUCUUACCUGAUAGCAAAUAACCACCAAUUUUCUGAUAAAAACGUUUUCUUCUUUUGCUUCACCCACUUAUCGACAUUUUAAUACUCUAUUAUUACACAAUAGUGUACACAAAUAAUUUGACGCAUUUGAAUUUUUAAAAUGCAUGUCAGAAGUCGUACAGUUUUUGGAAUUGGAGUAUGCAUACUUGCUUUUCUGUUAAAUGGAUCGGAUGCCUCAAUUGUUCGAAAAGCGAAACUAGUGAGAGUGAUCAGAGAUGGAACACCAUUUGAAAGAUACACUGAAAAAGGAAAAGUUAUUCCAGCACUUCCGACCGAUGAGGAAGAAGUUGAAGACUUAAAUGAUCCGAGAAUUGGGCAUCUUGAUAAAGAUGGAGGACUUUCAGUUCCCGUCGAUGAAAAUGGACGUGUUUUAAAAGAAUUCGAAUAUCUCAUGCAACCUAUCACAAUUGAAAUCGAUAUUGAUGAAAAAGAAUCAAAGAAAACACCAGAAGAUGAUACUUACAACAUUCCGAAUGCACCACAAAAUGGAGAGCAACAAGAUUACAAGCCUUACCCAAAUAAUCAAGAUUUAUCACCAAAAGCUGAGUUUUUACCAGAAGGACAAGAAACUGCCGGGGAAGAAUAUGAUGACGUUGAAAAGGAACCAAAUGAAUCAGUUCCCGAUGUUCCUGGAUUGCCAAAACUUGAUUAUACGGAUUCUGGUGAGUCUGAUGAAGACUUGAAGACUGAUGAUGCAGUGGAUGAUGGAGAAACAAAUGUCGAUGGAGGCGAUGAAGAGCUCAAGAGAACAGAUAUUGAGGUCAUUAUACCAAGUAGCAAGAUAGAAUUGGCAAUUUCAAGAGACGAAGUUGAUGAAAGCAAUAAAUCAGCAGAUGAAGUUGAAAAAGAAGUUCAAACUGGAAAUCAAGAUGAUGGGAAUAGUGAACAAUCUUCUGAUUUACCAAAGAAUCGAGAUCGUAUCGAUACUGAUUCGGCUGUGGAAGAAGUUGGUGAGCCAGAGAAGAAUAAUGACAAUGUGGAAGAAGUGAACGAAAGUGGGAACGUAAUUUUAGAUGAGGAUGAAAACAUCGAAGACAACGUCGAGUUAGCAAGAGAUUUUGGAAAAGCAAUUUAUGAGAAUGUUAUGAUAAAGGCUAAGGAGAUUGAUGAAAUUGAAACAGAAUCCGAAGUUCAAGAUUCCGACGUAGGAGAUGUAGAUCCAAAUGCCAUCAAUGUCGAAUCAGAAAUUGCUGAUUCUCCAGAAGAGAGUGUAGUUGACGCAGACAAUUUGGACGGUGUUGUUCUUCCUGAUCAGACCCUUACUGAUGAGGAGAUAGCAAAGAUCGCUGAUGAGAGUUUGAAGCCAAUUCAACCAGCAGACCCUGAAACUCCAUCCAAACCAGUCGUUCGAGGUGGGCGAAUAGGAAGUGGAGUUCAACCGGAUUCUGCAACACAACACAACAUUCUUCUUCAAUUUAUCACAAUUUCUCUAAUUUUAUUGUUUGUCUAAUUACUAUGUCCCUAAAAAUUCUUGUCAGCUCAGUUCCCAUAUCACAUUUUGUACGCAAUUACAUUUGAUUUGAAGCUGUUUUUCAUUUUCAAAUCUAUAAAUAAAAAUAAUAUUAUAACCGUCAUGUUCCACAAACCUAUUGUAGAUUUAAUUUUAACUUCUUGUUGUAAACCUCUCAAAUAUCAGGUUGUCCCAUAAGUUUUUGUACUAUUUUUUUUUGAAAAAAAUUUAUUUC